CAUCAGCACACACAGGUUGUUCACCUGCACAGCAAGAGGAUGGACGCACUGUACAAGAGAGUGAACGGAAACUACGGGACAGAGGCAGGGACAGAGGAGCAGGAGACAGGGCGGAAGAGAAGGGGCUCCAUGUACCUGGAGGAGGAGACCGACAACAAGUCCGAGGUGAUCUCCUGCAUCUUCUCCCUGAAAGAGGAGGUCGGAGCUUUGGCCAAGGGCCUGAGACUCUUUGAGGAGAAGGGCAUCAACCUGACGCACAUCGAGUCCCGUCCAUCGCGGACGAACAAAGACGAAUAUGAGUUCUUCAUCAGUGUGGACUCCACCUGCUCUCAGGCCCUGGAUGAGGUCAUCGACGGCCUGCGUACACAGAUCAGUGGCCACGUGCAUGAGCUGUCACGCAACAAAGAGAAGGACACAGUGCCCUGGUUCCCUAAUGACAUUCAGGACUUGGACCGUUUUGCCAACCAGAUCCUCAGUUACGGCUCCGAGCUGGACGCUGAUCACCCUGGCUUCACAGAUCCAGUGUACAGAACCCGCAGGAAGGAGUUUGCUGACAUCGCCUACAACUACAGACAUGGCCAAGUCAUCCCCCGGGUGGAGUACACAGAGGAGGAGAAGGUCACAUGGGGGACAGUGUUUAAGGAGCUGAAGACUCUGUACCCGACUCACGCCUGCCGUGAACACAACCGUGUCUUCCCCCUGCUGGAGAAAUACUGCGGCUACAGGCAGGACAACAUCCCACAGCUGGAGGACGUGUCCCGCUUCCUGCAGUCGUGCACAGGUUUCCGGCUUCGCCCCGUGGCCGGUCUGCUCUCAUCCCGAGACUUCCUGGCAGGACUCGCCUUCCGCGUCUUUCAUUCCACGCAGUACAUUCGUCACGGCUCCAAGCCCACGUACACACCUGAGCCGGAUAUCUGCCAUGAGCUCCUGGGACACGUUCCUCUGUUCGCUGACUCCAGUUUCGCCCAAUUCUCACAGGAAAUCGGUCUCGCCUCCCUCGGAGCCCCUGAUGAGUUCAUUGAGAAACUUGCUACUGUGUACUGGUUCACCGUGGAGUUUGGCCUGUGUAAGCAGGGCUCGGAGAUCAAAGCGUACGGAGCUGGCUUGCUUUCAUCCUUCGGAGAGCUGCAGUACUGCCUGACAGACAAGCCCAAAAUCCUGCCCUUUGACCCCGCCAAGACCAGCCUCCAGAAAUACCCAAUCACAGAGUACCAGCCUGUUUACUUUGUGGCUGAGAGCUUUGAGGACGCCAAAGAGAAAGUGAGGAAAUUUGCAGCCACCAUCCCAAAACCUUUCACAGUGCGCUACAACCCCUACACCCAGAGUAUUGAAGUGCUGGACAACACCAAGCAGCUCAGGAACCUGGCCGACAGCAUCAACAGUGAACUGGGGAAACUGUGCGAAGCCCUGCGGAAACUGGAGUAACUGCACGUGUGAUCUGAGCCGCAGCUUGUUAUGAGGCUGCGUGUGGUUCUGCUUAGCAUGCUUGCAAAUUAGCUUUCUUUGUAUUAAAACAAAUAUGCAAGACAAAUAAUGGCAAUAUUACUGUAAUCCAAUUAGUACUUUAGUUAAGUGAAUAAAAUGUAGCCUGUUACUCAUUUAGGAUGAUAAUGAAUGUAUUUACUGUCAAUUUUAUUACAGUCUUAGUGUUAUUAAGCAAUGUGUUUUUCAAAAUAAGAGGGUUUUGUCAGUAAACAUCUUUUCAGUGGUUUAAAUGAAUUAAAA
Plectropomus leopardus (leopard coralgrouper) is the source of this 1725-nucleotide messenger RNA. It is a transcript of the gene pah, whose product is annotated as phenylalanine hydroxylase. The record is from RefSeq and is a predicted model, not a curated record. NCBI's taxonomy places the organism in Eukaryota, Metazoa, Chordata, Actinopteri, Perciformes, Serranidae. Gene Ontology annotation, biological process: L-phenylalanine catabolic process; L-tyrosine biosynthetic process. Gene Ontology annotation, molecular function: iron ion binding; phenylalanine 4-monooxygenase activity.